Molecule: messenger RNA, 2074 nt
Organism: Tigriopus californicus
Lineage: Eukaryota; Metazoa; Arthropoda; Copepoda; Harpacticoida; Harpacticidae
Product: opsin-5-like
Exons: 9
Coding region: 100-1587 (495 amino acids)
Biological process (GO): G protein-coupled receptor signaling pathway
Cellular component (GO): membrane
Molecular function (GO): G protein-coupled receptor activity
Source: RefSeq, a predicted model, not a curated record
GGAUGAGAGAGAGAGAGAGAGCAGUGAUGUGGGUGACAGCUCAAAGAGAUUCGAAAAAGGUCGAACCAACGGGUAGUGCAUUUGGAACAGUGAACCAGGAUGAAUGAGGAUAUCGAAAUCCCGAGAAAUAGUUCCAAAAUCAAUGAUUCCAGGAUGGGGGGCUCGUAUGAGAUUUUCCAUCCAGGUGCUAGUUAUCCUAUUGGGAUAUUUCUGUUGGUCGUUAUGGUGGUCUCCGUUGUCAGCAAUGUUCUUGUGAUACUCUCAGUGGGACUGAAGACCAAAGGCCGUCGUCUGAAACCGAACAGUUUGCCCAUCCUCGCCCUGGCUUUGUCAGAUAUUUGCUUCUCUUUAUCCAUUCACCCAAUGUUAUUGGUCACCAGCUUUGGAAUACCUUCCGAGGACAUCUUCUCUCCCAAUGGCUGUAAUUGGUAUGGCUUUGGAGCCAUCUUCUUCGGCUGUCUUUCAAUGUUGAUUCACGGAUCUGUCAGCUAUUCCAGACUCAAGAACAUUCUUUAUCCCACCCAAGCUCAAUGGAAAAGCCUUACCUUUCAUCUGACCCUCCUAUUCGUCGAUUGUGCCAUUGCUUUCAUCUUUGCUCUAGCUCCUGUCCUUGGUUGGGGACGUUACGAAACGUUCGAAUUUGGAUGUACGGUGGCCUUUCACGACGGAUCGCCAGAAGUGCGAAGCUACGUCAUUUCAAUUCUCAUCUUCGUAUUGGGCGCUCCUUUUGUCAUAUGCGUGGUAUCCUACGCCAGAAUCCUUCAUUUUUCAUACAAGUGUAAACUGCAACUAUUCUCCCUCCAAUCCCAAUAUGAUGUGAACUCAUUGGUGCACACUCCAAACCUUGGCCAAUCUUCCUUGCACGAGGACGUGUUUGCCGAAGAUUCCACUUCCAAAUCUCAUUGGGGAGUCCCGGCCGUGAACUCGGGUGUGAUUUUCAAUUCUUCCAGAUUUGAGGCCAACCAGCAGAAAUCGGAGCUCAUUUCCUCCAUGGACAAGCGAUUGACGAAGGUCACUCUCCUGACUGCUGCCGCCUUCUUUGUUGGAUGGGCUCCAUUUGCCGUGCUGAGCAUUUGGGAAACGUUUUAUCCGCCCAAGCAAAUUCCCGUGGGCUACCGAGUUGCUGCAGCAUUGCUCUGCAAGACAGCCACGGUGUUCAACCCGUGCAUCUAUUUUUGUAUGAGCCAGAGCUUCAGGGAAGAUCUACGAAGUUUCUUCAUCAAGUUAAACCCUUGUACAACUCGGCCGCCCACAGGCCCUCAACACAGACGGCGGGUGCGAAUUCAACUCCAAGUGCUGGAACCAGCACUUUCCCAAACAGAUGGAGACCAUGGAGGCUCAUUUCAAUCUCGAGCUUCGUUGCCUUCGAAGAAGUAUUUUGAUCGGCAAACCAGCCUUUCCAAUGGCACUGGAUUAAUGACGAAUGGCCGUUCUUCAAUGGGUGGGUCUAGUCGCCUCCAAAGGGAACCACAGUCUUUUGUCGUGAAAGGAGGGUACCCGCAGCAAACACAGAGGAUGGAGCUGUCGUGUGACGAUCAAGGUCUAUCACGGGAAAGUCGUCGUUUGCCUUACUUCAGAAAUGCUUGAAUUACACAUAUACAACUGCGCUUCUCCGAGAGGAAAGCGGAAACCCGAAAAAUAUUUGACAUAUAAAGCGCUUAUGACCUGAGAAGUACUGUCAAAAGAAAAAAUACAACCUCCUUGGAAAGACACGUCCUAUUUUGUCAAAAAAAAGAACUAUUAGAACAUUUACUUCAAUGUUUUGGAAGCAGAUUUUUAUCGAGAUAUCUCUCAAUCGCCUAAAUCUUGAAUUUAUGCACUCCCCAAUGAAUAAAUUGGCUUCGAAAGGGAAUCUCAUAGUGAGCGAAACCUUCUCGGACUUCUUUACACAAGGACGCGAGAGUUCCUUUGAUGAUACCGGGAUCUUUUUUCUUGUUGUGUAACUUGUCAUUAUAAGUGUGUCUAAAGAGAAAACGCGUUUGUCAAGUAAGGCUCUUCAUCUAACAGUUUCUACUAAAAGGAGCAGCAAAAUUGUACAAAACAUGGAAAAUGGCCAAGAUAAUGCUUAUCAAAA